Messenger RNA from Theileria orientalis strain Shintoku, 2358 nucleotides. RefSeq lists its product as uncharacterized. Gene Ontology annotation, cellular component: cullin-RING ubiquitin ligase complex. The record is from RefSeq and is a predicted model, not a curated record. The transcript has 19 exons. Bases 1 to 2358 code for a protein of 785 amino acids. Gene Ontology annotation, biological process: ubiquitin-dependent protein catabolic process; protein ubiquitination. NCBI's taxonomy places the organism in Eukaryota, Apicomplexa, Aconoidasida, Piroplasmida, Theileriidae. Gene Ontology annotation, molecular function: ubiquitin protein ligase binding.
AUGGAGAUUAUAAAGGGUAAACCUAUAAGAAUUGUUAAAUCUUCUAUUGAUAAUGAGGAUAAUGUUGACAUUGAUAAAUACAUUCCUGAAGAACUUGAAUACCUUAAAUGUUUUAUAACUUCGGUUUUAUCGGGACAUGAUUCCUCUAGAUUCUGCAGAUUAAAGAUACAACAGUUUUUAGAAGAAUGCGUUUCUUAUGGGAAAUCACAUUUUUUAAUAAAGGAAAUAGAUCAGCUGCUUGAGGAGUUGAUCAACCAGAUGCUCAAAAAAAUCAAUGACGAACCUUUUGAAAACGAUCCUAAAAAUGAGUUGAAUACAAUUUCUCUAGAAUUUGUUGACGAGGAAUUGAAAUCGAGUCCACAUUAUUAUGCCUUGACAAAGUUUGAGAUAUGUUGGUGUAACGUUCGUCUCGCACUGAGCGAUUUGACUAAAAUCUGCAAUCCUCUUGAGUCUAGCCUGUUUAAAUCGAGCUCCGGAUACACAAUAUUAGAUAAAGCAAUAUCGCACUUUUUAAGAGAUUCAGUUGAGAGAAAGAAGCUUUACGAAGAUAUAGAAACAGGAUUGUUGGCUCUGGUAUACAGAUAUAGAUCAGGCAAUAAAGUAAACUUUUGUCAACUCUAUAACGUUGUUGAGAUGUUCAGUUGCAUAGAGUUGUUUGAGCAGUUUGAAAAUAAACUGCUUGAGGAAACGUCAAGAUAUUAUAGCAAUUUGUCAUCUGAGCACCUGAAGAAGUCGUCAUUCUCAGAAUGUUAUCGUAAAUUCAAUGAGACAAUAGAGUCUGAGAAAAAAGCAUGCCUUUACUAUCUGACAGAUGAAUCGGCGAAUAAGGUGAUUGAAGUGGUUAAAAAGGAGCUUUUGUUUAACAACUGCGAAAACCUGGUGAACCCUGAAAAUCUUAAGCUACUUUUGAAGAAUAAUGAUACGGACUCGAUACUGUUGGUUAAUUCACUGUAUGUUAACACUAAAUUUAACCAACUCCUGUUUGAUAACAUCUUCACUUCAUCAAAGGAUAUUUGUAAUGAGAUAGUGUCUUUGUAUUUGAACAGAAAGAACUACGACGAGUGCCACUCAUUUGCGGAAGAUUUGAACAACUAUCAGAAAAAAUUGGACACUUUGUUAAAGCCAAUAAUGAAAUCUAGUGAAUAUAUAGUCAGAUUAAAUAAUUUUUGGACGACGAUUUUGAACAAAGAUGAUAACACAAUAGAAUAUGUAACGUUAUCGUUAGCAAAGCACGCCGAUGAACUUUUCAUUGAGUAUUCUAAAGAAGCCAUUGAAAGUAAACUUAAGUUUGUACUCCAUAUAUUUCAAUAUCUAUCGAACAAGUCGUAUUUUGAGCAAUGUUAUCGAAAUAUGCUGUCGAUGAGACUGUUGUACCACAAGCAGUUGAGUGAAGUACACUACGAGACCGUUGGAAUGUUGAAGCAGGAAUGCGGCGUUAAUUACUCGUGUAAAUUGAGAGACGUGAUUGAUUUUUACGAAAGAUCAGCAAGCUUAUUGGUGGAUUUCAAGGAUGCACUGAAUGAUUUAAAUUUCUCAGUUAUAUUGAUAUCGCAGGACUCGUGGAUUUAUAAGAAGAUCAAUAUCACUAAAUCUCCAGAGUCGUAUGAAUCAUUCGAGAACGCAGAGGUGCUCGAAGGGAAGGCGGAAGAGCCUGAUUUGACGAAUAAUAAACUUGGUGGCGAUGAAAACCUGAACCUAUUGCUCUUUUUGCAAAACCGCUUUGGAAAUUACUACCUUAACAAGUUCAAGAAGAGGAGCAUUGAGUACUACCCGCAGCUGGGAUCAGCGGAACUGGAGUUCACCUUCAAGGGGAAGACCUACGACCUACAAUUAUCGAUAUUUCAAGCCUACUGCUUACUGUUGUUUAAUAAUUACAAAUAUGUUAAUUUGAAACACAUAGAAGAUGUUGUUAAUUCAGACUACAACGAAGCAUUGUUGCGGAAUCACUUGGCCUUGUUGAAUAGUCUACCAACGCCUUUGAUUAAGUUUUACUCCGAGUCGAUUGACUUCAAUACCUGCAAUAAAAAUGACUAUUUUGAGCUUAAUUCGGAUUUUCAUCACAGUGACACCAGUAUUGACUUUAGACCAAACAAGCAGGACUUGUUUAGGCUGGACAUGAACUACGUGACCACGGGUCGCACGUUUGAGGACCUGCUUCCUUAUAUUGAGUCAACCAUCGUCAGGUACCUCAAGCAGACCCUUGAGGCCUCAAGUGUUACUGUGUUUAAGCUGUUCAGCAAAAACCCAAACUUUACUCUCACCAGGGACCAGUUCAACAAGGUGAUCGACUCCCUGGUAUCCAGAGAGUUCAUACAGUUCAACAAAACCAACAAGGAGUUCCUCCAAUACAUAGCUUGA